Salvelinus sp. IW2-2015 is the source of this 5202-nucleotide messenger RNA. NCBI's taxonomy places the organism in Eukaryota, Metazoa, Chordata, Actinopteri, Salmoniformes, Salmonidae. The record is from RefSeq and is a predicted model, not a curated record.
GACUAUAUCUCUGACAUAGCCAGUAACAUGAUGCUGGUGGAGGAACACAUCCUGUGGAUGGCUCAGAACGAGGCCAGGGCGUGUACUCGCAUCGUCCAGUGUGUGGAACGCAUCGCCGACCUGGCUCUCACCAUAGACACGCAGGUCAUAUCAAAGGUGUCUCCUAACAUAGCCCUGGAGGCCUUUCUGAUCAGGCCGUCUAACUUCCAGGGUCUUUCGUGUACGGCAGGACAGAGAGCUCCCCUUCCACCCCUCUCUAGUCAGAGGGCCGAUGGGGACCAGGAUGACAUCGGGGACCUGCUGCUCAACUUCAAAUGUCACCCGGUCAACGGCAGCGGCUCCCCCGCCAGCCAACUCCGCAAGAACUCCGUGGCAGUCGCCGCAAUCCAUUUACCGCUGGCUGGUACGCCUAACCCCUCUGCGUUGCAAUCUGUUGAUAACUCGACUUGCAAGCUGCAGUUUAUUGUCUUUCGAAAUGGGAAACUCUUUCCUUGCACAGGGAAUUCGUCAAACCUUGCAGAUGAUGGAAAACGUAGGAGCGUUUCGACACCAGUUGCUUUCACCAAAUUAGAUGGGUGCAGCAUCGGGAGCGCCGUGCACUCGGUUACCAUUGCUCUCAGGCACUUCGCGCUGGGUGUAGACCCAACUGCAGCCUAUUGGGAUUUUGACCUGCUAGAUGGGCACGGUGGCUGGCGGGCAGAGGGGUGCCACAUAACAGGCUCCACGGGCAACACGACCACCAUUCAUUGCACUCAUCACAAUAACUUUGCGGUGCUAAUGGAUCUGAAGAAGGUGCUGUCUUUCCCCCCGUACCCUGGGGAGUUUCUGCACCCGGUCGUGUAUGCCUGUACGGCCGUCAUGUUGCUUUGCCUCUUCGCCUCCAUCAUCACUUAUAUCGUGCACCACAGCACAAUCCGCAUCAGUCGGAAGGGAUGGCACAUGCUCCUCAACUUCUGUUUCCACACAGCUCUGACCUUCACUGUGUUUGCCGGAGGCAUCAAUCGAAUCAAAUACCCCAUCAUCUGUCAAGCAGUUGGCGUGGUGUUACACUACUCGUCCCUCUCCACCAUGCUGUGGCUGGGGGUGAUGGCCCGGAACAUUUACAAGCAGGUGACCAAAAAGCCCCUUCAACACCAGGACAGUGACCCGCCUGCUCACCCCAAACAGCCCAUGUUGAGGUUUUAUUUAGUCAGUGGCGGAGUGCCCUUCAUCAUCUGUGGAAUCACAGCAGGCGUCAAUAUUGACAACUAUGGCAGUGGGGAGACCGUCACCCUAGUAAGUCACCAGCACUGCUGGAUGGCGUGGGAGUCCAGCCUGGGAGCCUUCUAUGGCCCUGUGGCCUUCAUCGUCCUGGUCACCUGCGUCUACUUCCUGUGUACCUUCAUUCAGCUGAGGCGCCACCCCGAUAGGAAGUACGAGCUGAAAGCCCUGACUGAGGAGCAGCAGAGGCUGGCAUCCAUCACCGACGUGGGUAGGCAUUGCCAUCAAGGGGAAGGGGAGCCCGGAGCCCUGCCACCACCGCCCAAUGGAGGGCAGUGCCACGCGGGCUGCCACUCGUCCACUGCCAUCAACCCCUCUAUGCUGGCCAACGAGCAUUCGUUCAAGGCCCAGCUGAGGACAGCAGCCUUCACCCUCUUCUUGUUCGUGGCCACGUGGGCCUUCGGGGCGCUGGCUGUGUCGCAGGGCCACUUCUUGGACAUGAUCUUCAGCUGCCUGUACGGGGCCUUCUCCGUCACGCUGGGCCUUUUUGUGCUCAUCCACCACUGUGCAAAGCGGGACGACGUGUGGCAUUGCUGGUGCGCCUGCUGCCCUGGGAGACGCACCAACCACGGUUGCCACGGUCAUGGUCACUCGUGUCCAAAGGUUAAUGUCAAUGGGGAUACAAUAGGGCAUGGGCACGGGCACUGUCACCUGGAUUCGCCGUGCCCGGGUAAGGCCCUGUUGGGAGGACACGCCCAAAGUGGCACCUUGGGUCACUGUAAGCAUGGCAGCCUGACGCCGGCGCAGAACCAUGUGACAUGCCUGUCCCCCGUGGCGCCCUGCUGCACCGCCCUGCACAGCCAGCAGCUGAUGGAGGAGGAGCCUACGGCGCAUGUGCUCCUGCACACUGACCCAGAGGGCUACCGGCCAGGCAUCCACCUGCAUCGUUGCCUGAAGGGCAGRACUAGGACUAAGCCUCGCCACUUUAGCCGCCAUCGGCAGGCUGGCACAGGAGGGCUGGCAGAGAGGGAGUACGCCUACCACAUCCCCUCUAGCGUAGACGGAGGCUCUAURCACAGCUCCCACACAGACAGCCCUCACAGCACGCACGAGCGCCUCGGACACAUCUGCCACCUGGCUGCUUCCCCCCAGGAAGUAGGCCACCACACGUGCCAUGCGUCCGCAGCGGCGGUGGCUCACGAGGCGGCGCUGGCGUGCCACGCCCCCUGCCACCGGCACGUGCCUUGCUGUGCCAAGGCGGACCUGUUCCCCACUCUGUGCCAGGCGGAGGCGGGCGACACAGGCACCUUUCUGUGCGGCUGUGGCAAAAAAGCCAAUAAGGAGGAUCUAAUCGUGCCGCAUCACCACCUGGAGAUGCACCCGCGCAGACAAUCCUACCCCCAGAACCCACCGGCCAAUCAGAAUGGGAUCCUUAAAGGCGGCCUUGUGUACGCAUCAGACAGCACAGGGAAUAUACGCACUGGACCCUGGAGAAAUGAAACUACUGUGUAGUCUAAAGACGGGGGGAAGAGAGAGACAGCCCCAGCCUCCCUUCCAUCCCUCCCUCUAAACCUCACCACCUUUUUAGGAACUACAACAAAUAAUCAUGAAUAACUGUAUCCCAUCYCGACUUGUGUGUUUUUUUMUGUGUUUUUUUWAAACUUUCAUUCUUUGUUUUGUUUUCAUGCGUUCUCGACGUCGUCGUAUAAGCCCCCCAACGAGCAGCCGUACACAGAAGCGAUUUUUCUCUCCUUAAUUAAAGGAAUGUGAGUCCCACACCACGGGAUACAGCACCUUUUGUUGAAAGGUGCUAUAGUAUGGUAUUAUCAUUACAUAUCUAAACAAUACGGACGUGUGUGAACAGAACACGCGCGRUUGUUCCUCGCUCAAAGCAAAUGCUCCACGCGAUUGCGUUCUCUUUUGUGAGUCACUACAUCCAUCGACUACUCUCUGAUGUGUACCUUCAGUGCUUCAAGAAGCUCAGUACGAGUGUUUUAGGCAAACACACCAGCAAUUUAGAGUCAUUAGUAUUUUUGCCAUUUUGAACAGCAAGCAUACUUACUAUAAUAUACUGUGAUUAUCAGCUAAACAUUUCUUAGUAAUAUACAGCGAUAUCUGCUCUCGUCAGAGUUCUGUGGAUGCCGAUACGUUGUGAUUUUGGUUUUUUUUAACAACCCAAAAGAAAACCGAAACCACAUGAAGUAUUCUGUCACAGGUUGAUAUUGAAUGUUCUUGUCUGUAUGAUGUCUUACUGUUGUGUUUUUUGGAGAGAAGUAUACAACAACAACAACAAUCACAUUGUCAUUGUGUGUAUUUGCAGUGUUGGAGCAAUAGUGCCAUUCAUGUCAUUGUAUGCCAUGACCGAGCCAACAGGUGUAGGUUGAAGUUGACCCCAAACACUGAUCUUUGGUUAGUUUUGCAUUUUCCCCACUGAGGAUUGUGGGAGGGCAAGCUGAGCCUAGAUCUCUAACUAGGAGAAACUUUGCCCCGGUGCCAAGCAUCAGCAUUCCCAUCGUCUAAAUAACCCAAGCCGACAUCUCCCAUUUCUGGUAAGGAUCCACAAAAUGGCGGGAGGUCAUAUCAGAGAUCAAUGCUAAAGCGCAACCAUUUAUUUUUCUAGGCAACAGAGCAUGCAGGCCUUGUAUGUAGCUAUGUGCUGUGUGUUUUUUGCCUUGUAUUUCAAUGCACAUUAAUGAAAAARUCCAUCUCUGUUUGUCUAUGGAGCUGAUCGAGCUAUAACAUGCCGGAAAAACAAACAAUAAUAUUUUUACGCGGUUUUAGUAUCCAUUAUUGUGGAUAGUCCUGAAACCUUGUUCUGUUGAGGACAGAGGACAGGGCUGAGAUUCAGUGUUGCUAUUAUUGUCACAGUGUUGGUCAUCGUCAGGUUGAAGUGUUGUCCCUUGGCUGAGAACAUGCAGGAAGUUAAUUGAGUUUAAUAUUUAUUAGUGGUAUUAUGUACGGUUGCCCCAAGGAGCUAAAUUAACUUUUUUUAAAUCGACUUUGCCCCUUAGGGCCACCGUAGUUAUGGUAUGGAAACCAGUCAUUCCCUAGUGAGAGAGAACAGACCAAGUUAAGAGAGAAACAAUCAAUACCUACAAGAAUACAGCAGCUCCUGCCUGGCCAAAACACCUUGGCAUGUCACACCAUCCAUCCAUCUUGUGCACUCUUGUCUAUGUACAUAGAAUGAAUUCCGAGGAAUUAUUUUAUAAAAGAUUUACGAUAUUUAAUAGUAAAUAAAUCUAUAUGUGAAGAAAAUGUAUGGGAAAGACUGACCUCAAUGUUAAUGCUCAGUAUCUGAGUUUUAGAAAAUGUGAUUUGUUUUUUGGUGCGUUGUUCUGUUUGCUUUUCUUUUUUGCUCUGAUCWUUCAAAAGGUAUGCAAACUGGCCAUAUGUUUUGCUAUAUUUGACACACAAGCGCACCAACAGCUAAGGGAUACCAGGACUUGGUGUCACACAUGUCGACUGUGUUUGAAUUGUGAAUUGAAUUUCAAAGUGUGUCUCCUCAACAAGUGACUUGAUUCCAGAAGGCAAUGUUUGAAUAUGAAAUAUUUGAGCAUUUCUGAAAAGAGCAUUCUUAGAGAUACAUGCAUGAAAGUAAUYAGCCCCCAUGAGACUUCCAAGACUACGUCAGGUGAAGCUUGACGUCAUAGCUACGUUGUCUGGAUCAAUGAGCUUUGUAACAGCUUCACUAAAAACACCGAACAUCCUUGGUAUCUCCCUUUUUUUUUUUUUAUCAUCCUGCAUUAAACAUGUCUAUGCGAGAGUAUUUUGCUUUGGUCUAAAUUUCUGUACUUCUUGUACUUUGAAAAUAUGUUCUUAGAAGCAAAAUAUAGCUCUCAGUGUAUGUGAACCUGGUACCAUAGGCCUCUAUCUACCACCUGUCUCAUCAUUCAGCAGUAGUACUGCCAAUUUAGCUAGCUGGAUUAGCCUGUCAGAUCUCUGCCAGUAUCACUACUUUUUUCUACAUCAACAAAACAGAUACCAAUAAAUUACUUUUUUUCA